CCACUCUUCAAUCUCCUUCACCGGCUUUGGUGGAUUCAAAUAUGGUCAAUGAUCAACUUGAUCAUAAAAACAAGUCUAGAAGAACUUCUUUUGUCACUCCAGAAAAGUUACUCAUUCAAAAACAUAAACAUCAACAUCGUCAAGAUCAACCACUCAACUCUCCUAAAGAUCCUCCUUCCUCUCCUUGGUCUCCUGCACCUAAAACUCCUACUACUAAAUCUUCUCCUCAAUCUGCUUUAACGGAAUCGAGUAAAAAACCAGGUUCAAAGGUUUCUCAUGUCAUUUGCAAGUUUUACAAGGCUGGUAAUUGCUCCGCUGGUAGUGCUUGUCAAUUUUCUCAUAAUCUACCAGAGGUAGGUCAAGGUAAACCGGUCUGUCAAUGGUUUGUCAAAGGCAAUUGUCGUUUUGCACACAAAUGUGCUCUUGCUCACAUCCUUCCUGGUCAACCCAUGUCGAUGGAUCGAAAAAACAAGCGUGCUGCUCAAGCUGCUGCUCGUGAAGCUGCUGCUCCUAUCAAUACUGUACUAGCAAACGCAAACGAACAUCAUCCGCUCUCGGGUUCACCUCACGAUUUGAGCUUUCAUCACAAUCAACAUUCAGCUAAUGCUCACUCUGAUUCAACCGAUCCUAGUGAUUAUGGUCAAUCGGAUCCUGUUCAUUCCAACCAUUCGCAUCUCAACUCAAUCAACUUACAUUCUCAUCUACUCUCUGAUUUCGAUGGCGAUCAGACUCCUAAUCUAACCGAUGAACUCGAAUUUGGUCUACCAGAUGAUUUCACUCACCCUAGCCUUCGAUCUCAUCAUCUUGGUUAUCCGCUUUCCCCCCAGCAUGCUCAUCCGGCCAACUAUCCAGUGGCCGUUCCUUCUCCUAUUCAAACUCAUCUGACUACCGAUGUCUUUGGUGAUCACCCUUCUUACGCCUACAACUCUCGUCCUGUCUCACCAGCUCAACCUCGGAUCUCUAUUGCCAGAAGUCCUGCUCGACCUCGUGAUCAGAGUCCGAGCCCCUUUGGCUACGGCUCACCCUUCUCAGCACCUGGUUCUCGAAGCGUUUUCCUUCCUAGGUCUGGAUCCUUCAGUUCAGAGGAUGGUUUCCCAAAACGUGCUCCGUCCGUUGGUGCUAGUCCUCGUCAACCUUCGUUUGCAAAUAAUCAUCCUCAUUCAGAUGACGGUACGAUUUGGAACCAUUUGGACGCUGAAGACGAUGUCACCGAGCUUUUGCCGUCUUCCUUACAUUCUCUUUUGACACCUGAAGAACGACAGCGUCAACACUUACGAAAACAUACUCAUCAAUUGUUUUCUCAAUCGGUGCCUGUUGAUCAUCCUAUCAACAAGUCCUUAUCUGGACUUCCUCGACCGGCUAUCGUUCUUCAGGAUCCUCCAUCACUUUCUGUUUCACCUUUACCUAGCUUGUCAGUUUGUAGUAGAUCUCCACCUAACUUGAUGCUUGCUCAUCAGAGAGAAACAUCAGCUUCGACGCUUCGAGGUCAAGGUCAUACUCAGUUAUCAUCUUCAUACAUUCCACCAUCCCAUAACAUGGACAGCUGGCAAACGGUUCAUCAAAAUGUAGAAAUCAAUCAACACACUCAAACCCUUUCACCUUCUCUAAUCUCAUCUUCUAGACAAGAUAAUCAAAUCUAUGGUCAUGAACCGGGUAGUAGUUUACCUCAAGGACUUGCUGCUGGUUUAUCUAGAUUACACUUCCAACCACCUUUACAUACUGGUCUGACCCCUUCCUGUUCUCCUUCAAGUAACAGUAUCAUCUCUGGUUUUGCUAAUGGUCAUGAUCCAUUCGGUCGGGAUGGAACGGUGUCACCUCCUGCAUCUAAUUCAACUUUUGGCACGACCACCACUUCGACAUAUUUCAAUCCAUCCUUAAAAAGUUCUGAUGAAUUCAAUGGAAACAACUUACGAAUGCCUUCAGCUCUAUCCCAACGACUUGCAGGGUUGAAUUCUUCUAGUCAUUCGACUACUACUACUGCAUUUAAUGGGAUCAGUAACAGUAGUACAGCGAUUGGUAGACCGUUAUAUACGAAUAGUUCACCUUUGAGUAGGAAUGUUAGUUUUGGAUUUGAUGCUUAUCGAGCUACAGAAGAAGAAGAAAGUUUUGAAUCCUCUCUUCAUUCUCAUCCUCAACAAGAUCGGUAUCAUUCUACUCAUCAGAAUCAGAAUCAGAACCGAUUAAGAGAUUUGUAUAAUGAUGAUGAUGCACCUUUCGAAUUAGAGAUUUGAUUUUCCUUAAAAGAAAAAAAAAGAAAAAAACCGUAUUUCGAUUCUAGUAUAAAUCAAUCUUUUCUGUGUUUAAGUGUGUGUGUGUUGGUAGAAGUCAAAUAAGGGUUUCGAUUUUUUCUUAACAAAAUUAUAUAUAUAUAUAUAACAAAGUCUUUGUUCAACAAUAUUCUGUAUCACGAAAAAAAAAAUCAAAAGAGUUUUUUUAAAUGGAAACUUUCAUCAGAAGCAAAAAAACCAUAAAAAAUCUGUUACAUUCAAAUCAAAUCAAAUCAAAUCAAAUCAAAUCAAAUCAAUUGUUGAAGUGAUUGUUUUUUUUUCUUUCUGUGAAUAUUAGAAGACAAUUUUUUUAAACUGCUUUGUUUAUCUUUAUUCUUUAUGAUUUGUGUGUUGUGUUUGUGCUUGUUCUGUGUGUUGUGUGUUUUUUGUGUUUUUUUGCGUUAUAUGUUUUUUUUUAUCUUUGUAUGUCAUAACAAAGUUUAUUGAAAGCCUGAUUUCAAAGAAAAAAAUUACUUUACUUUAUAAACAUUUUACAUUUUCAACAUUUUAAGAGGUGUGCAUUGUAGGUGAAUGCAAUAGUUGAAAGUUUUUCUUUAAUUGAUUUUUUGAACUGAAAAAAUUAAACCAUUACUUUUUUUCUUUUUUUUCGCAGUGUUUUGGUUUUGUAAUCAUGUUUUGGUUUCGUUGAAAGUGUAGUACUUUAUUUACAUAUAAUAGAAGAGUCAAAAAAAUCAUUGGUGGAAAAAAAGUUGGUUUGGUUUUUUCUUUGGUUGAAAUGUCUAUGAUUUCUUAUUCUUUUGGGGGGGUGAAGGUUAUGAAUAAU
Messenger RNA from Melampsora larici-populina 98AG31, 3051 nucleotides. RefSeq lists its product as uncharacterized. The record is from RefSeq and is a predicted model, not a curated record. Gene Ontology annotation, biological process: protein polyubiquitination. The transcript is spliced from 3 exons. Bases 42 to 2231 code for a protein of 729 amino acids. Gene Ontology annotation, molecular function: metal ion binding; ubiquitin protein ligase activity. NCBI's taxonomy places the organism in Eukaryota, Fungi, Basidiomycota, Pucciniomycetes, Pucciniales, Melampsoraceae.